Phycomyces blakesleeanus NRRL 1555(-) is the source of this 273-nucleotide messenger RNA. RefSeq lists its product as hypothetical. The transcript is spliced from 3 exons. The coding region runs from base 1 to 273 and encodes 90 amino acids. The record is from RefSeq and is a predicted model, not a curated record. Lineage: Eukaryota; Fungi; Mucoromycota; Mucoromycetes; Mucorales; Phycomycetaceae.
AUGGCCAUACUUCAAGACGCUGUUGCGCGACAAUAUGGCGAGCUUGAGCGUGUCCAAGCAAAGGGAAUAACUGGUUGUGCUGUCACCGCCAAGCUUGACUUCCCCAAAACCAGGGGAUUGUCCAAAAUGCGUGUUGGACCAAGUAAUACAACCUUCCUCGUAGUACCUACUACCAAUGUAGUGCCCUCAGGCCAAUUGAACAAUCACAUUCCAGCCAGAAGCUCUUCUAUUAAAGAGAACCCAGUGUCCGAGGAGCAAGUCAAAAGCGAAUGA